AUGUCGACGGGUCAUUCAGACCAUGCCUAUGACCCCCACAAGACCCCAGUCUCUACUCCGCAGCCCGCUCCGAUGAGCGAGACCGCACAGCCGGGAUCGUCGCCUUUUGGCGGCGCUACGAAACCAAUUGUGUCAAAUAAUACCGCCGCCAUGGACAAACCGAAGAGUGCCGACAACAAGGUUCAAAAGCGUAGCUUGGAUUAUGUGAUUAGGAGUGGAAUUGCUGGAGGGUUGGCGGGGUGUGCAGCCAAGACAGUGGUGGCGCCCCUCGACCGCGUGAAGAUCCUCUUCCAGGCGUCAAAUCCUCAAUUCGCCAAAUACACGGGCAGCUGGACUGGCCUGGCAGCAGCGAUUCGAGAUAUCAAGCGCACUGAAGGUUUCCAGGGCCUGUACAAGGGCCACUCGGUGACCCUCCUCCGAAUUUUCCCAUACGCCGCCAUAAAGUUCCUCGCAUACGAGCAGAUCCGCGCAGUUAUCAUUCCUUCCAGCGAACAUGAGACCCCGUUCCGCCGCUUGGUCUCCGGCAGUUUAGCCGGUGUCACAUCUGUUUGCUUGGUGGACAUAUGGCGGCAAAUUUACCAUGAGCGAGUCCAACCCCCAUCAACCCGCUCUGCUGCGGCGGCGGAGUCUUCUUCCGUUGCUGUUGCCGAAAGCGCUUCAUCGGCCGUUUCAAAAGUUGUCCCGCGCACCGGACUUGCCAAUUUCUACCGCGGCUUCUCCCCGACGAUCCUCGGGAUGCUCCCAUACGCCGGAAUGUCUUUCCUCACCCAUGACACCGUGGGUGAUUUGUUCCGCCACCCAAGUGUGGCGCGCUAUACCCUGAGACGAAGAAAAGAGUCAAAAAACCCCGCGGAUCGACCUAAACGACCACAGCUCAAUACCACGUCGGAGCUUCUGUCCGGUGCUGUCGCCGGUCUAGUUUCGCAGACUUCGUCAUACCCAGUGGAGGUCCUCCGUCGGCGGAUGCAAGUUGGUGGUGCAGUGGGUGAUGGACGCCGACUUGGAAUGGUAGAAACGGCCCGCGCAAUUUGGCUUGAGAGAGGGUUCAGAGGCUUCUGGGUUGGGUUGACUAUCGGAUAUGUCAAGGUCGUUCCCAUGGUUGCAGUGAGUUUCUACGUAUAUGAGCGAGCCAAGGGAUCGCUGGGCAUCAGUUAG
Molecule: messenger RNA, 1155 nt
Organism: Penicillium mononematosum
Lineage: Eukaryota; Fungi; Ascomycota; Eurotiomycetes; Eurotiales; Aspergillaceae
Product: coenzyme A transporter
Exons: 3
Coding region: 1-1155 (384 amino acids)
Biological process (GO): transmembrane transport
Cellular component (GO): mitochondrial inner membrane
Source: RefSeq, a predicted model, not a curated record